Parascedosporium putredinis is the source of this 699-nucleotide messenger RNA. The record is from the annotation of a GenBank genome assembly. Lineage: Eukaryota; Fungi; Ascomycota; Sordariomycetes; Microascales; Microascaceae.
AUGAAUAGUGUAGCAAGCGGACUGGGUAGGAAGCCCUGUCCCGCCCUUUCUGAAAAGGCCCGCCGCAUCCUUGAUAACCUUUGCGACCACAGCUGCCGCAACUGCGUUGUCUGCAGCCGCAUCGUCGGGCAUCAGGGAACCGUGUCCGCUGCUGAGAUGGCGGAGGGCAAGAAGAGGAUUGUGGUGCCCCGACCCAUCGCUGUGACGGAUCGUAUGAACGAGGUCUCGGAAGAUCCAACCAUGCGUCCUUCGCAGCCGCCUGGCCAGGCUCUGGCUCUUGUCAUCAAGGGUCUCGAGGAUGAGGCUGCCCACUUGAGUAUGGAACUGACGAAGCUUCAAGCGCUGUACAACCUCAGCGACAAGUCCCACGGCAAGCGGGACCGUCGCGAGCUCGCUGCUGAUAUCCAGAGCAUGCUAAAGAAGCUCGAGGUCAAGAAUGAUCAAAUCUAUGCCCUCUACGAUGUUCUCGAGGGCCAGAAACAAGCAGGCCAGGAGAUGAGCGAGAACGAGCUCGAGAUGACAAUCUAUAGCAUCACCGGCAUGACGGUCAGGAGGUCACGGACAACAUCACCUGGAACGGAGGAUCGGGAGAGAGAGCCCGCGGUGGCCGGGCGGGUUGGAGUACGGGGUUUUGUGCGAGUGUGGUGGCUAUCUCUUGUCCAGAAUGACACAUUGGAGGCAUCGUAUCGGGUGUACUAG